AUGCCCUGGGAAGGAGCAGCAAAACCUUCUGUCAAGCUCCCCUUCCUCUCCUGUGCUACAAAUAGUCCCCAGCUGAGGGUCUCCCGGUGCCCACCGGCAGCCAGCCCUCGGCCGCACACACCCGCGUGGGCAGUGACCCACGCGAGCUGCCUUUCCCACACCAGGAAGCGAGUGUCACAUCCUGGUCCUGCUCGCCUCUCCUCACAUCUACCCGUCCCCACCGGUGUGACAGCGCAUGGCAUGGCCAGUGGCCGGGGCCUGAGGGCAGGGACAUGGGCAUCCUCCCCAUCGGAGUGGGCAUCCUGGAACACAUCCUUUGGGGGGCCAGGCAACGGGAGCGAGCCCCUCUCCGGCCCCUGGUACAGCACACACAAGACUCAGCUCUUGGGAGUUUUACUUGCUGCUGCUUCAAAUUUUCUGAUUAGUGUCUCUUUGAAUAUACAGAAAUGCACUCAUCUCCGACUGGCUUGCCAAACAGAGCCGAAGCCCUACUACACGAGCAAGCUAUGGUGGUGUGGGAUUAUCCUCCUGGGGCUUGGAGAGGUGGGCAAUGUCACAGCCUAUGGAUUUGCCCCCAUUGCCCUUGUCGCUCCACUGGGAUGUGUAUCUGUCAUAGGUAGUGCAUUUAUUUCUGUCUUAUUCCUAAAGAAGACCAUGAGGGCUGCUGAUAUAUUGGGAGGAACACUGACAGUGACAGGGACAUACUUGUUGGUGACAUUCGCUCCAAAUGUACCCCAGGAGCUCACAGCAAGACAAGUACAGAAUUACUUAGUGAGCUGGCCUUUUUUGGUAUAUUCGAUCUUAGAAAUUAUAAUAUUCUGCAUUCUCCUCUAUUUUUACAAAAGGAAGGCUGUGAAACACAUCGUGGUUUUGUUAAUGAUGGUAGCACUACUGGCAUCACUGACUGUCAUUGCUGUAAAGGCUGUGGCCAGCAUGAUAACACUCUCUGCAAAGGGGAAAAUGCAGCUAACUUACCCUGUUUUCUAUAUCAUGAUUGUUUUAAUGGCAACUUCUUGUGCUUUCCAAGUCAAGUUCUUGAAUCAAGCAAUGCAUCUGUACAAAGCAGCAGCAGUUGUGCCCAUUAAUUUUGUGUUCUUCACCACCAGUGCCAUCAUUUCAGGGGUCGUAUUUUAUCGGGAAUUCCAAAGUGCAGCUUUGCUGAGCGUGUUCAUGUUUCUGUUCGGGUGUCUCCUAUCUUUCCUUGGUGUAUUUGUAAUUGCAAGAAAUAAAAAAGAGGAGCAUUUACAAAUUCCUUUUAUUGACUGUGGACAUAUUCCUGGACAAAAACUGACAGGCAAAAUACAACCAGAUUCUCACAGUCCAUGCUAUGGCACUUUGAAUAAUGAAGAUGACUCGGUGAAAAGUCAAAGCUGAAAGAAGAAAGCACCUUACAUGCCAAUUAACAGGAGGAAUGCCACUGGAACAAGGAACAGCAGCACCCUUUUGUUGGACAUAUUCAAGUAUAUGUUGAACUCCCGUGUGUUGAUGAGUCAUAGUAUUAUUUAAUGCUACUUAAUUUAUCCCAUGGUUGUCCCAAAUGUGUUCUGAAGAUAAAGGAAGCCUUAAGAAAAACUAAAUAACCAUUAACGAAACGGAACACUCUCCUAGUAUCAAUGCCUCUUGGUGAUAUUUUUAGAGUCUUAAUUGCCUUGAAAAUGCAAAUAGGCACAGAACAGGAUUAUAAAAAUUCCCCUUUGAAACCCCUCAAAUCUGUGUAGAUACUUAAAGACAAAGGUGGGAAACAAGGAGAAUUUUUGUAAGUGACUUCAAAGUAUUCUGGUAUAUGUAUAAUACCUUUAAAAAUCUGAUCCUUCCUGUUCAGGAGUCAAAACUGUGGGCAUAUAUACCAUAUGCACAAAUAUGUACACACAAAGUGUUUUAUAUUAUGUGUAGAGGGAAAAUCCUGAUUAUUUUCUGCCAUCAGAUUAAUUCUCUUCUCUUCCAAGGAAAUAAACACUUGUGUGAGGAGGGGGAAGGAAGAGAGCAUUUGCCAUAAACGUAGGCACGUGCACACACGCACACAUUUGAGGUGCCCAGCCAAGAUAGAGCUAGGGAACCAUGCUUGACAUUCUGCAUCCUCCCAGGAGAGUCCUGUGCACUGCGCUGGACUGGGCUGGGCUACACUAUCUGUUAGUAUAGUCUAGCCUGAGGUUUAGCCUCUGUUUUCAGGAAAACAAGGAUUUAGUGAAGAAAGUGCAAAGUUCUCCAGAGGGAAUGGGGUAGCCAGGCUCUCUCCCUCCCUUGAUGUGUCUUGGAAAAAUACUCCUAAAAUAGAAAAGUAGGGCAACUCCU
Gymnogyps californianus (California condor) is the source of this 2292-nucleotide messenger RNA. It is a transcript of the gene NIPAL2, whose product is annotated as NIPA like domain containing 2. The record is from RefSeq and is a predicted model, not a curated record. Gene Ontology annotation, molecular function: magnesium ion transmembrane transporter activity. Lineage: Eukaryota; Metazoa; Chordata; Aves; Accipitriformes; Cathartidae. Gene Ontology annotation, cellular component: membrane. Gene Ontology annotation, biological process: magnesium ion transport.